Molecule: messenger RNA, 681 nt
Organism: Didymodactylos carnosus
Lineage: Eukaryota; Metazoa; Rotifera; Eurotatoria; Philodinida; Philodinidae
Source: the annotation of a GenBank genome assembly
AUGGUUUCACUUGAUCGAUGGCUACGUACCAGGUAUCCAGUUAAAUCAAAAUCAAUAUGUACUCGAAAAUAUGCUCUUCUCUCUGCAACAAUCAUUUGCAUUUGUUCGACACUUAUAUGUUGUCAUUAUUUAACACCCAUGUUUGGAGAUCCGGAUGAAAAAAAAUAUUGUGAUCCUAAACACAAACAAUAUGCACUCUAUUCAAAAUUUAUGAAUGAUUACUGGCGUAUUGUCUAUACUUGUAUUCAAGUGAUUAUACCAACAUUGCUUAUGAUUAGUUUUCUUGUACACAUGUUCUAUAUCAUUAAAAAAACAAAACAACAGACAAAUGUUAGACGGAAACAACAAUUUAUCCAACAUCAAAUGUUUGUACUAACAUUAACAGCUAUUUUUGUUCAUGUUCUAACAGCAUUACCAAAUGGUCUUUAUCGUAUUCUAGUAACACGACAUUUAGUUGAAUAUGAUGACUGGCAUUUAUUUGUUGUACAAACAAUUUUAUCAUUUAUACAAUCUGUUAACUAUGCCUCAAAUUUUUAUUUAUAUUGUUUAACGUCACCAUUAUUUCGACGAGAAUAUCUAAAAAUUAUGUGUAGAAAAAGGGUUCAAAGAAAAGUGGUUCCAACAGUACCACUUAAAAGUCGUCGUUUUUGCCAAUCUAAUUCUGUUUCUGUGAAAGAAUGA